Molecule: messenger RNA, 838 nt
Organism: Lathyrus oleraceus (garden pea)
Lineage: Eukaryota; Viridiplantae; Streptophyta; Magnoliopsida; Fabales; Fabaceae
Product: glycine-rich protein A3
Exons: 2
Coding region: 125-703 (192 amino acids)
Source: RefSeq, a predicted model, not a curated record
UUUUUCAGUUUCAACGUUCCUUCUUCGAUCUUUCAUAGCAUCUCUUUAUAAAUAACAAAGAUCCCCAAUUUCUCUUUCAACCUACAAUUUCAAUUUCUCAACUACUUUUUCUUCUUCUGCACAAAUGGGAGGUGGAAAUGAUAAUCGUGAUGAAUCUGACAAAGGAGUUUUGUCACAUUUAGCUCAUGGGUUAGCUCAAGGUGCUCAUGGUUAUCCGCCAGGAGCAUAUCCUCCACCGCCAGGAGCAUAUCCUCCACCUGGACAUGGCUACCCUCCACCUGGACAAGGCUACCCUCCACAUCAAGGGGGUUAUCCUCCCGCUGGUUACCCUCCUGCUGGUUAUCCUCCACCCGGUGGUUAUCCUCCACCAGGUGGUUAUCCUCCAGCCGGCGGCGGUUAUGGUUAUCCGCCUGCUGGUUAUCCUGGUUCACAUGGUCCACCACAUGCCCCAGCCCCAGGGCUUUUUGGGCAUGCCGGGCAUAGCGGUGCAGGUGCAGGUAUGGGUGCAAUGGGUGGAAUGGGCGGAUUGAUUGCUGGUGCCGCCGCUGCUUAUGGCGCCCACCGUGUUUCCCAUGGCCAUUAUGGACAUGGAGGGUAUGGUCACAUGGGCCAUGGAAAAUUCAAGCAUGGAAAAUUCGGCAAGGGUGGGAAAUUUAAGCAUGGAAAAUUUGGCAAGCAUGGUAUGUUCGGAAAGUGGAAGUAAUCCUAUCCAUCCAUCUAUGUAUAUACAAUCAUGACCUCUAAAAGACACUGCUGCUGCUCAUUACUUUUAUAAAUAAUCAUUACUUUGUAAGGUGCCACAAUUUAUAAUUGGUUGAACUAAUUUUUUUGAUUCUAA